Bursaphelenchus okinawaensis is the source of this 1241-nucleotide messenger RNA. NCBI's taxonomy places the organism in Eukaryota, Metazoa, Nematoda, Chromadorea, Rhabditida, Aphelenchoididae. The record is from the annotation of a GenBank genome assembly.
AUGUUGGGUAUGGUGCUUCUGGUACUGUUGUGUUUGGGUAAGUUGGAGGCUUUACUUUUACGAUUUCAAACUUGAAUCUAAAGGAUUCGGGCCGGAGGUACAAAUUUAUGUUUUAGGUCCAAAAGUAAAUGAAAAAGCUUUUUUUAUAUUUUUGAGUGAACAAUGAGGUCAUGUAGCUUAGCAAAAUAUGCAAAUAAAACAGAUUUUAUAAUUCUAUAAACUUUUUGACCAAUACAUAACCAAAAACACAAUUUUUUAGUUUCGGUUGCAAGUUCACAGAGCUCCACCCAAUGUUACGAGUGUAGAAACUACCAAGCACCAAGCCAAGAUCAGAGUUGCUUUGCUGUCGAUGAAAACACCCCCCUAAGCAACUGUCAAUUAAACAGUUGUUUCGAAUUGUGGGGCUCGAUAAAAACAGAUCACUUCAGUAAGGCGUUGAGUUUUUGGGUCGGAGUGGUAGUGAGACUAGCAUUAUGAAUUUUAGGGUAUUGGUGGGCUAUGGUUGGGAAUGUGAAGGUUGAGGGAAAAGUAAAAGAUUUGGCAGGGUAGGGUAGGAUAGAGUACGGCAGGGUACGGUAGGGUACGAUAGAGUACUGUAGAGUACGGUAGAGUAGGGUAGGGUAGGGUAGAGUAGGGUAGAGUAGGGUAGGGUAGGGUACGGUAGUUAAGUACAAUAAAAAAUAAUUUUUAUUUCUUAGUAUUCCCCGCAGUAAUUCGCAGCUGUAAUUUCACGCUUCCGGUAGGUUUUAUUAAUAUUAAAGAGUUGUAUUUAUUUUGCCUGUAAAAAUGUUUUAUCCUUAUUGCAUGUCUUUCCUCCCGCCCCCCCCUCCCCCCCCUCCCUUCACGCUAUAAAAUUAUAUUUUUUUACCUUUCAGCCGGGAGAAACAUGCAUUCAACGUGUGAAUUAUCCCUAUGAUGACAACCUAAAAAUGGACGGGACUUUGUGUGGAUGCAAUGGGACGAAAUGCAACCACGGUCUGAAUCCCUUCACCGAUGGCCCUACGACGCCAACUACCACUAUAGCCACUACAACCACUGCUACUCCAAAGACCACCACUACCACUACGACCACUAGUACACAUACGACCACCACUACCACUAAAAUCACCACUACCACCGUUACUACGACCACCAAGUUCAAAUCGACUACUGACCCCGAUGCUCCAGUGGCAUCAACUAACGGCUGGUCGCUCUCUGUUCUCACUCUACUGACUACUUGCUGUGCUUUUUACGUGUUGUAG